AUGGCCCCCAAGGACGAUGAAGAUGUUCUGCAAGCCGUCAUUCUAGCAGAUAGCUUCAACACAAAAUUUGAACCUUUAUCUGUUGAUACCCCACGAGUGCUUCUCCCUGUCUGCAAUGCACCCCUUCUAGACUGGGCAUUCGAAUGCCUAGCAAGCGCGGGCGUUGACGAAGUCUUUGUCUUUUGUGUCGCGCACGUCGACCAAAUCAAGGAGGCCAUUGCAAACUCCCAAUGGUCCAAACCAAACUCGGGCAUGGCCGUCACCACGAUCGUCUCGCGCGAGGCGCGUUCCGUGGGCGAUGCGAUGCGGGAACUGGAUGCCAAGCAGGUCCUUACUUCGGACUUUGUUUUGCUCACCGGUGAUGUUGUGAGUAACAUCCGACUUGACGAAGUCAUCAAAGAGCACAAGGAGCGAAGAAAGGUCAGUAAAGAUGCAAUCAUGACCUGUGUUGUCAAGGAGGUCGGCAAGAUGCAUCGGUCGAAACCCGUAUCAGAAAAGAACAUUUUCGUACUUGACGCACAGACGAACGAAUGUGUGUAUUAUGAGUAUCAACAAGCUAAUCCGCCCAAGCAAAAGUUUAGUUUUUUGCGCGAGAUAUUUGAUAAACAUCAGGAAGUGGAUGUGCGUACAGACUUGAUGGAUUGUUCUAUAGAUAUAUGCUCUGUGGACGUUCCUGUACUCUUUACAGAAAAUUUCGAUUACCAGGAUCUACGAAAGGAUUUUAUGCAUGGUGUCCUUACGUCCGAUAUUUUGGGCAAGACGAUGCACUGCCAUAUUGCGAGGAGUGGUUAUGCCGCUCGUGUGAGGGAUACUCGAAGCUAUGCCUCGGUUAGCAAAGACAUUAUCUCGCGUUGGUCAUUCCCCCUCGUCCCGGACAACAAUCACCCAACGCAGCACGACUAUGAUUACCGUGCAGGAAACAAAUACAUAGCUAAAAAAGCUGAGCUCUCCCGUAAUUCUCGUGUCGGCAAAAACACCAUGGUCGGGCCUUCAACUCGUGUAGAAGACGAUGCAUUUGUUACCAACUCGGUCUUGGGCGCGAGUUGUGAAAUCGGAUCGGGUUCAACGAUCUCUGGAUCAUAUCUAUUCAAUGAUGUUCACAUUGGGGUCAGAUGUCAGGUGGUGGAUAGUAUUAUUGGUGACGGCGGUUGUAUCAUCGCCAAAGGCGUAGUGCUCGGAGAAGGGACAGUUCUGUCACCUUUCACUAGGAUUUCGAAAGAGCAACCCGAGGAUGCGAAGAAUGGGAGGGAAGUGAUCAAGGCCCUGGUCUACCGGUUGGAAGCCGAGUCGGAAGACGAAGAUGAGGAGACCUUCGCAAACGUUAGGUUAGGACGGUUAGCGGAUACCUGCUCUGAUAUCGAAACCUACGAAUCCGAUCAAGCGUCGACCCUUGCGUCUGAAUCAGAAUCCGACAUAUCACCACCAAUCUCACCGACCUCAUCCACUUCUGAACUCCCCGGAAUUCCUUCGCUCGACUCUGCAGCCGAUUUUCAAUCUGAGUGUACCCAAUCACUCAAACGUGCGUUUGAUGAGCAGCACACAAUCGAUAAUGCUGCAAUCGAGCUCAAGACGUUACGCAUGGCAAGUAAUGUACCUCUGCCUCAGGUUCGACAAGCUGUGAUCGAUGAAGAGACAUUUGAGCGAUGGGGUGGCUUGUUGAAGCAGAUCGGAGGAUACGACGAAGCCGAGACAUUGUUGCAGUUUCAGAGGGUAUGCUGCAAGACGCCGGAGCGCUCACGGCUGUUCCCCGCCGUCCUCACGGAACUGUAUCAGAACGAAUUGAUAGAAGAGGAUGGCCUCACGGAUUGGUUUAUGGAUCCCAGUCAAAGGGCACGAACAGUCACCUUAGCCCUGAUAUGCACGCUCCCUACGAUCAACUUAGGGUCAUAG
Messenger RNA from Rhizoctonia solani, 1890 nucleotides. Its product is annotated as translation initiation factor eIF-2B epsilon subunit. Gene Ontology annotation, cellular component: eukaryotic translation initiation factor 2B complex. The coding region runs from base 1 to 1890 and encodes 629 amino acids. The transcript has 13 exons. Gene Ontology annotation, molecular function: translation initiation factor activity; translation initiation factor binding; guanyl-nucleotide exchange factor activity. Gene Ontology annotation, biological process: biosynthetic process. The record is from RefSeq and is a predicted model, not a curated record. NCBI's taxonomy places the organism in Eukaryota, Fungi, Basidiomycota, Agaricomycetes, Cantharellales, Ceratobasidiaceae.